AUGUUUGGAAAUAAUAAAUCAUCAUUUCGAACUACGUUAUCACUUGUCUGUCUAUUGUAUACACUUGGUUCCUCAAUCAAAUAUCUUCACUUGAUCUAUCCCGUUGGACACUACAAAUACAACUACUCACAACCAGUUGAUGUAAAUGAAGCUCGUGCUCACCAGAUUGAUCGCAAAUACAUCCGAUCAAUCAUCCUGUAUGUUGUUGGAAUAUGUAUAUUGAUAUCAAGUAAUGUCUUACUGA
Molecule: messenger RNA, 244 nt
Organism: Schistosoma turkestanicum
Lineage: Eukaryota; Metazoa; Platyhelminthes; Trematoda; Strigeidida; Schistosomatidae
Source: the annotation of a GenBank genome assembly